GCAUGCAACUUCACACGGCCAGGGAUGCUCAGAGCCUUAUUCCAUGCCCUAACCCUAACCCUAACAACUCCCCUCCCCAAAUCUGGCGACCCCCCCACACACAUUAUUGCUGGCUCUCUCUCUCUCUCUGGACUACCACAACCGCGCGGGGGGGGGUCCCGAGCCCGCCUUCUACCCGGCGACCGUUAGAGAGCCCCCUCCUCGAGAGCUGGCCCGGGGCGGCCGUUGAAGAGACCCCGCAGGCUCCCCCUCGCUCCCCAAAACUCAGGCUUGAGGCCGGCGAGAAGAGGCGCAGAGCGAGAGAGCCGGGUUUUGCUUGGAAAAUGCCAUUACUUGAAAAACAGGAAAAUGGUGAGCAGGUGCUGGUGAAAAACGAGGCCUAUCUGCAGAUUUUAAAAAACAAAGAUCAGAGGAAGAGGCUUGUGCAUGAAAUCUGCACCUUUUUGGACAGCAGCCAGUCUGUUCAGGAGAUUGAUGCUCUAAGAACAGAAAACAGGAAGCUUAAGAAUGCGAACUCAAGGCUGCGUUAUAAAACAAAAGACUGGGCACUAAAGAAAGAAGAAUAUGAAAAUGAGAUUGAGAGACUUUCGGGCGAGAUAUCAAAUUACCUGAAUGUCACAAACUUCUGGUAUGAAGAAUCUGAGCUUCUCAACAGCCAAGAUAAAAGAAUGCUAAGUGAACCAAGAAAACAUGUCAGCACUCAGACAGAGCGCACUUUUGGACUGGAGAAGAGAACUGUUGAAACUCAGACUGGUGACGAUAGCUCAAGGUAUCAAACAGUAGGUCGUAGUAAUUCUUGAUCGGAACAAUGCAGUACAAAGCUACAUUGUUGAAGACUCAUUAUCACAGGAUGAGUUCGAAUAGCCGACGUCCAGUGUAAUAAUCACCUCUCAGAGUGUUGGAGAGCUUUUAUGUUGGACAUUUUACAUGUUAUUAAGCAUAUUAAAAUAUUUAUAUCUAUAUAACAAAUAAAGAUAUUUUCAUCCUA
Molecule: messenger RNA, 988 nt
Organism: Hemicordylus capensis (graceful crag lizard)
Lineage: Eukaryota; Metazoa; Chordata; Lepidosauria; Squamata; Cordylidae
Exons: 14
Coding region: 3-800 (265 amino acids)
Source: RefSeq, a predicted model, not a curated record